Syngnathoides biaculeatus (alligator pipefish) is the source of this 1414-nucleotide messenger RNA. It is a transcript of the gene echs1, whose product is annotated as enoyl CoA hydratase, short chain, 1, mitochondrial. Gene Ontology annotation, molecular function: enoyl-CoA hydratase activity. Bases 94 to 972 code for a protein of 292 amino acids. Lineage: Eukaryota; Metazoa; Chordata; Actinopteri; Syngnathiformes; Syngnathidae. Gene Ontology annotation, biological process: fatty acid beta-oxidation. Gene Ontology annotation, cellular component: mitochondrion. The record is from RefSeq and is a predicted model, not a curated record. The transcript has 8 exons.
UGCUAAGCGAAGAAGAAGAAACGUUCUAGGAAACACGGUGUGCUUUGCUUGUACUCGUUGCAAGUUGACAGUCGAAGAGUCCUUUUGGUAGUCAUGGCGUUUGUUUGCAGAAAUGCUUUCGCAUUGCUGAAAUCGAGCCGAGCGACACCGGCCUCGCUGUCCGCCGCCGCUCGCUUGUGCAGCUCGGGUGUCCAUUACGAGUACGUCAUGGUGGAGAAGCGAGGAGAGAAGAAGAAUGUGGGUUUCAUCCAGUUGAAUCGACCCAAAGCUCUCAAUGCGCUGUGUGAUGGCUUAAUGAAGGAAGUGGGGCAGGCCUUGGACGCCUUCGAGAGCGACGGAGACGUGGGCGCCAUCGUCAUCACCGGCAGCGACAGGGCGUUUGCAGCCGGAGCGGACAUCAAGGAAAUGCAGAAUCGAACUUUCCAGGAGUGUUACGGGGGGAACUUUCUGGCUCACUGGAACAGAGUGUCCACCGUGAAGAAGCCUGUGAUUGCUGCCGUCAACGGAUUUGCAUUGGGAGGAGGCUGCGAGUUGGCGAUGAUGUGUGACAUCAUCUAUGCUGGAGACAAGGCCCAGUUUGGCCAACCAGAGAUUCUGUUGGGGACCAUCCCUGGGGCGGGGGGCACCCAGCGUCUGACCCGUGCGGUGGGCAAGUCUCUGGCCAUGGAGAUGGUGCUGACAGGAGACAAAAUUACUGCCCAAGAAGCUAAGCAGUCAGGUUUGGUGAGUAAAAUUUUCCCCGUGGACCAGCUGGUGUCUGAAGCGGUGAAAUGCGGUGAGAAAAUCGCUGCUAAUUCCAAACUGGUUUCCGCCAUGGCCAAAGAAGCCGUCAACGCAGCCUUCGAACUGACUUUGGCCGAGGGCAACCGUCUGGAAAAGCGUCUGUUCCACGCAACGUUUGCGACGGAUGAUCGCAAGGAGGGUAUGACUGCAUUUGUGGAGAAGAGAAAGGCCAGUUUUCAGGACAAGUGAUCUGCUGAUGAACCUCCAAACAGAUCAUUGCGCCCCGCGUGCAGUAGAACACGGAAGAUGUUUUAUCUCCCUGGUAAGGACGAGACCUGUGGAAUGCCAUCCAGCCUAUCCGUGAACAAAUAUGAGAUUUCAUCAUGAAAUAGAGUCAGGAACAUGGAAUAAUGAAACAAACAGAACUUAUCUGUACUGGGAAAAGUGGCAAUAUGGUUGACAUUUCCCAUUUCGAUAAGUGGCCUAUCAUGAAAGGGUGAGUUCAGAUUAGAGUGAUUUCGUGCACUUUUUUUUUUUUUUUUAACCCUAGUUUGCUGCCCUGACAACUGAGAGUGCAGUUACAUAUUUACACGAAAAUCAUUUGGAUGACUUCAAGCUUUUUUCACACUUAUUAUUAUGCUACAGUUUCUUUCUGUAUGUUUUCCAAAUAAAACUUAAUCGUUGAUUUCUA